This is a messenger RNA of Sphenostylis stenocarpa, 169 nucleotides long. Lineage: Eukaryota; Viridiplantae; Streptophyta; Magnoliopsida; Fabales; Fabaceae. The record is from the annotation of a GenBank genome assembly.
AUGGUUCCCCUCUUAGCCUUAUGGUUGUUACAUGAGGUGACGGUCACGGUGGCUACAAGUGGCGGUUCGGGAUGGCGUGAAGCCUGUCCGGGGGUGAGUGACUGGCUAGGACCUAGAUUUGCGGCUGAGAGAGUGCGGAGAGUGAAGGUUGGAAUGAAGGGGGCGCAAG